AUGAAUCUCAACGCAGUUAAUAUCAUCGAUACCCUGGUUUCGUGUUUUCCCGGUCUCCCUGGCCUACCGGCCCUCCAUUUCUCGGACCUAAAACUAUGUAAUAACAUCAAGAACAUAAAUAGUAAUACUGUUAUCGAUGGCAACCACAGAUCAGUCCUCGAGAGUGACAUUUCGGAACAAAUAAGACAUCGACUCCUUGCUGUGUAUCCGACGUAUGGCUUCGGCCAACAGCACCGUGCGGGAGAGGGAGGCGAGAGAGAGACAACUGCGAACACAUCGCGACAUCUGUGGGACAAAGCGUUCACACGUUUCGCACAACACUUUGUAAACAAUAAUCACAUAUCCAUUGACGAAGCGGUGAUAGUCAUCGCCACGGACCCAAUGGCCGGCACCUCAUCCGAUAUGAUACUAAUCGCCGGCAACUCUCACCGCGAGUUAGCCAAAGAGAUCAGCAACCGGUUGGGCGUACGACUGGCCUCCCAGUCCCUCUACCACUCGACCAAUGGAGGCGAGGGAGAGACAACUGUCAACACAUCGCGACAUCUGUGGGACAAAGCGUUCACACGUUUCGCACAACACUUUGUAAACAAUAAUCACAUAUCCAUUGACUUUGCGUCAUCGCCAGUGAAGACAUACCCAAUGGCCGGCACCUCAUCCGAUAUGAUACUAAUCGCCGGCAACUCUCACCGCGAGUUAGCCAAAGAGAUCAGCAACCGGUUGGGCGUACGACUGGCCUCCCAGUCCCUCUACCACUCGACCAAUCGGGAGACAGUGCUGGACAUCGGGGACUCCGUGAGGGGACGGGACUGCUAUCUGAUCCAAACGGGCGGUAAGGACGUGAACAACAACAUAAUGGAGCUCUUGAUUAUGGCCUACGCGUGUAAGACCUCCUCAGCCAAGAACAUUGUGGGAGUCAUACCAUACCUGCCGUACGGCAAGCAGUCGAAGAUGCGGAAGAGGGGCGCCAUUGUUGCCAAACUCCUCGCGAAGUUGAUCUGUAAGGCCGGCUUCACUCACAUCAUCACAAUGGAUAUGCACCAGAAGGAGGUUAGGGGUGUGCAUGGGGUCCAAGGCUUCUUUGACGUGCCCGUCGACAACCUGAGAGCGUCGCCAUUCCUACUGCAGUACAUUCAGGAGCAGAUCCCGGACUACCGGAACGCCGUUAUCGUAGCCAAAGACCCGGGCUCUGCCAAGAAGGCCACGUCCUAUGCCGAGCGCCUACGGCUCGGUAUAGCCGUCCUUCACGGCGAGCAAAAGGAGUCGGAGUCGGACGAAGUGGACGGCCGCUACUCACCGCCUCCUGUCGAGGAGCCGGGUAUUAAGACGUUUGACGUGGGCCUGGAUCCCAUGCCCACACAGGCGGCUAAGAAUAAGCCGCCGAUGACUGUGGUCGGGGACGUCGGCGGACGGAUAGCCAUUAUGGUGGACGACAUGGUGGACGACGUGCAGACGUUCGUGUCGGCGGCCGAGGUGUUGAAAGAGAGGGGCGCCUACAAGAUAUACGUGUUGGCCACCCAUGGACUGCUCAGUCUGGACGCGCCCCGACUCAUAGAGGAGUCGUACAUCAAUGAGGUGGUCGUCACCAACACCGUUCCUCAUGAGGUGCAGAAGAUGCAGUGCAACAAAAUCAAGACAAUCGACAUAUCGGUGCUGUUGGCCGAAGCCAUACGUCGGAUACACAACAAGGAGUCGAUGUCUUAUUUGUUCAGAAAUGUCACUCUCGAGGACUGAUCUGUGGUUGCCAUCGACAACAGUAUUACUAUUUACUAUUGAAACGAUUGUUCAAAACUUUUUGCGGAAAAUAUUUUUUAUUUGUUUUGUAAACCCU
Messenger RNA from Oppiella nova, 1828 nucleotides. Lineage: Eukaryota; Metazoa; Arthropoda; Arachnida; Sarcoptiformes; Oppiidae. The record is from the annotation of a GenBank genome assembly.